Molecule: messenger RNA, 1230 nt
Organism: Ceutorhynchus assimilis (cabbage seed weevil)
Lineage: Eukaryota; Metazoa; Arthropoda; Insecta; Coleoptera; Curculionidae
Source: the annotation of a GenBank genome assembly
AUGCUUACGAACGGAAAAGACCACUUACAUUCGGCAAGCAAAUUGGAAAAACCGCUCAAAAAUGACCAUCCGGAACCAGACCCGAUGGAAAAAUUGAAUUGGUUAAUACACUUGCAACACAUUCGGGGCGAAAUCGGUGUUUGCAAACAACUAAUCGAUUCGGAAAUUAGCAGGAGCCAGGGUAAGAACGAAUACGUUUAUUUCAAGCAGGGGAUUAUUUUGAAAGAAGAAGGCAACGUGCAAGAGGCAUUGGAAAUAUUUCAGAAAUGUUUGAAAUUGAAUCAGAAAAGUGCUUUGAUAUUAAAGGAGGUAGCGAAAUGUUUGUACGAAAUGAAAAGAUUUCGUUUAUCACUCAAUGCUUAUCUGGAAGCUGAACAACUAUCAAAAAAUACCGAUUGGCAACUUCACUAUUUUAUCGCUCAAACUUAUUUGAAACUAGGAAACGUUGAGAAAGCCAAAGAAUACGCUAAUAAAAGUGUCAAAUUAGGCAAACUAGAGGAAUCGUACGCUUUAUUGAUGAAAAUUUUGAUUGGCGAAAGGGAUUUCAGGUCCGCCAUAGCUGUGGAAUUUAAUUUUAAUUCCGAUAUCAACUCACUUUUUACUUUCGAUGAUUUACAAGAUCACCAACGUGUUCUUGCUCAGUCAGUAAUCGAUUCUUUCCGAGAAAUUUCCAGUGAUACUUCCAUCGGCAGGACCAACAAAAUAUCAAUGCAUAUUGAUACUGGCGACGCUAAACCUUUUAAAAGGAAGCAAUACCCAAUGUCUCCUUAUAUGCUGAAGAUUUUAAAUCAAGAACUCGAUGAAAUGAUAAAAUUAGUUGUUGUAGAACCUUCGCAAAGUCCUUAUUCCUCGCCUGUCUUUCUGGUAAAAAAAUCCAAUGAUGAAAUGAGGUUUUGUUCUGAUGGAAGAUUUCUAAAUGAGCAAACCAAACAUGACAGUUAUCCCUUGCCUAAUAUCGAACGAAUUCUCAGCAUGCUUCGUGGUGCUAAUUAUAUUUCUUCGGAAUCUUCGGUGGAUCUUCGUAAAGCUUUCUGGCAAAUCCCUCUUGACCAGGAUUCUCAAGAAAUGUUGUGUACAAAAAUACUACACAACAUUUCUUCUAAAAAUUUCAAUCGUUUAGAUUUCAUGGAAGAUAUUGAGAUCAGUAAAGAGUUGCGCAACAAUGAGCUAUGUCUUAACACUCAGGUAAAUCUGAAUAGAUCAUACAUCCCCUUGCAUAGACGCCUCUAA